Molecule: messenger RNA, 987 nt
Organism: Suillus clintonianus
Lineage: Eukaryota; Fungi; Basidiomycota; Agaricomycetes; Boletales; Suillaceae
Exons: 3
Coding region: 1-987 (328 amino acids)
Source: RefSeq, a predicted model, not a curated record
AUGCCUCCUUUCGUAUUCAUCAACAAGCCACCUGCAGAGGACGAGUCUGUGCGUCUUCGCAGGGAAUUUGCGGACCUUGUCGACAAGCUGGGUGCGACGAUAAUGUCCAUUCCGGACGAUAGGCCAGAGUUGAUGCGGGAGAAGCGAGACUGGAAUGCGGAAUGGGAUACGCUAUCUGCUGCGUUCGACGCCUCGUUUGCUGCUGCAGAGAAGCGAGGGUUGCAGCUGUCCUUGUCCGCAGCUGAUACCUCCUUGGUGAAAAGUGGCAACCUGACUUAUGCGACCCACGAGUGUCAGUUCUCCGAGAAGAUGCAGGAUGAUCAGGAAAAGAUGGACGUGGUUUUGGGCGAGGCUGGCGGCGGGGAAGAGGAUGCGGAUGCGGAGCCUGAGGUUGCAAGCGCUCCAGUGGUGACUUCUGCCAAACGUGCGCGUAAGGUGCCUGGUAAAACGAAGAAGCCUGCAGACGCUGAUGCGCCACGCGUGUCGAAAUCUGGUGCUCGUGCGAUCGUUCCAGGUCCUAAGGUUGACCACGUUCUUCCUUGUGGCAAUUGCAAGAGGCGUGACCAGCCUUGCAGUGGUUCGCAAGGUCAGCAGUGCGAUCCCUGCAAGGUUGCGAGGACCAAAUGCGAGUACGCAUCCUUCGGGAAGGCAUCUACUAAGAAGGCCCCGUCCGCAACUCCAGUUGCUGGUGGAUCUCGUCUAUCCGCGCCUGGUUCCAUUCGUCGUACCGUCUCCUCUCCAGAACGCCAGAUACUCGAGGUCUCUGAUAGUGAGGUGGUUGCUAGACGUCGUUCAAUCGUUACUGGGAAGGGAAAGAAGCUGGCAGUAGAGGACGAUGCUGAUGAUGCGGAGGAUCUGGAGGAGUUGCACGAGAUGCGCCAGGUGCGUGCGCAGCUCAUGCAAGCCUAUAGCAUGAUCUUCGAGGCCACCCUUGCGCUUGACAAGCAGGAGCAGCGCAUCCUCAAGAAGCGUGCUGCCCGCAAGUAG